UGACAUUGACUUUGAAUAUCUAGAAGCACACCAAAGAACAUUGACAAAUAUAUUCAUGUGAGAAAUUAAUAGGCCUCCAUUUGAAGAUUCAUCCCGUUCUAUUCCUCAAUUUCAUCGCAGACAGAUGGCUUCUAUUUCCUACAGUUGUGCAGAGUGUGAUUCUCCUCUGAAUUUGAGCAGCAGCAAUCUAUAUCCCCAAGAUUUCUACUUUGAAGCAGGUAACAAGGGAACUCUUUCAUUCUCUGCAAUUGAUCUGACCAAAUUCAGACUUGAACAGGAAGACAAGAUAAAACCUUUUUUCGAGACCCUCAAUUAUUGGGGUCUUCAGAGAAAGAGAACCAAACUCAAGUGUGCUUCCUGUGGAAAACUCCUUGGUUAUAUUUAUGAUGAUGGCCCUCCAGCUACAAACGGUAUUGGCCAAUUUGGCAUGGGCCCUAGUCAGGUUGUGCCCAGGUUCCCUAGGUAUCGAUUCAAGAUCAAGGCCCUUAAGCAGCAACAAUAGUAGAAUCAUUAUUUUUGUUAGUACCCGAAUGUUAAAAGUUGUUUGUUCAUGGCUCUCAAAUUCAAAGUUCCAUGAUUCUUUAUUCUUUCUCAGAUUUGAGAGCAAGAGAUUUUAAUUGGAUUCAGUUCAAGGAUAUUUGUUAUGAGAGAUUCAGAGUUCUACCACAUAUGUGAAUUAUGAAAUUUAACAUGUAUGGUUUUCCUUUUUGGUAUACCUUGUUUAAUUAAAAUACUUGUAUGAGACACGGGAGUCCUUGAAGCUAGAUUUUGGCUUUUUUAAUACACAUGCCUCUUCUUCUC
Molecule: messenger RNA, 801 nt
Organism: Cryptomeria japonica (Japanese cedar)
Lineage: Eukaryota; Viridiplantae; Streptophyta; Pinopsida; Cupressales; Cupressaceae
Exons: 2
Coding region: 125-502 (125 amino acids)
Source: RefSeq, a predicted model, not a curated record